AUGCCUCCUGUCCGCCGACAUCGCACAGAGGCCCAACAACAGCUCGAGGAGGAGUUGGAGCGAGCUACGGAUAAAGGUAUCUAUGAUCCUGACCAGGAUGCAUCCCUCCGUAGAGAGGUCAGAAAGGGCUACAGGCAGUUGUUACGAGCCGAAGUGGAUAAUAAGACAGAGUAUCUCAAACCGGGAAACAACGGGCUGCGAGAUAUUGUCCGGAGCGCAAACGUCCUUUUCGAGCAAGUUAGGUCCACCACUGAUGCGGCUCUUGAUUCUCGUCUUCUCGUCAACACAUCCGAUGCCGCUCGUGCAAAGGCACGAAAAAUGAAGCUCGGGGACUCGCCCUUUGACGUCGAUGAGUUUCUUUCCAAAUUGAUCACCUACGGGAACGGGCGCAUACCAAAUAUGAAUCCAAAUGAUGACGACAAUAUCAGAGAGUUGGAUUGGAACAAGAUUGGAUUGGUCUCACUGAGGAGAGGAGGAAGGAGGCCGCCAACGAUGGAUUGGAUGCUGGGACCUCUGAGUUUGGAAAGGAAAGUUCGAGAGCGCACUGAACGACAGCGCCUCCGCAAGGAUCGCGCAGAUCUUGUCAGACCACAGGCUAUCGGUGAAGAUGAUAUCGAGCAGCAAGAGAAUACGACCCCUCAGAAUGUCCGCGCCAUAUCCGACAUCCUGGCACAGCAUUCGCCCUGUCCGCUGUUCAAGUUCAUCCUCAAUCCUGAAUCAUUUCCGCAAACGGUGGAAAAUAUCUUCUACCUUUCCUUCCUUGUUCGAGAUGGGAAGGCAUCCAUUCAGGAGGACGAGGAUGGACUUCCAGUUGUCCAAGACUGUGAAGAGCCCGACGAAGCAGAUUUUGCCGCUGGACUGAAGAAAAAGCAAAUCAUUUUUGAAAUGACCGAAGCCAUGUGGAAGGAGCUUUGUGAAGUGUUCGAUGUGAGGAAAAGCAUCAUUCCGACAAGGAAAGCGAUCGAACACAAUACUGGCAAAUGGUACGGUUAA
This is a messenger RNA of Saitoella complicata NRRL Y-17804, 993 nucleotides long. RefSeq lists its product as uncharacterized. Gene Ontology annotation, cellular component: nucleus; Smc5-Smc6 complex. Lineage: Eukaryota; Fungi; Ascomycota; Saitoellomycetes; Saitoellales; Saitoellaceae. Bases 1 to 993 code for a protein of 330 amino acids. The transcript is spliced from 2 exons. The record is from RefSeq and is a predicted model, not a curated record. Gene Ontology annotation, biological process: DNA repair.